Messenger RNA from Cloeon dipterum, 1308 nucleotides. RefSeq names its product CLIP domain-containing serine protease B9-like. The record is from RefSeq and is a predicted model, not a curated record. The transcript is spliced from 8 exons. Gene Ontology annotation, molecular function: serine-type endopeptidase activity. Lineage: Eukaryota; Metazoa; Arthropoda; Insecta; Ephemeroptera; Baetidae. Bases 67 to 1218 code for a protein of 383 amino acids. Gene Ontology annotation, biological process: proteolysis.
GUCAAAGUGGUCGCGGCGCAAUGCUUAAAAACGCGGCGAGCGACCCGAGCGAGCCGAGUCAGCGCCAUGUACACGUCCAAGCUGGUCGUCCUGUUCGCCACCGCCGCCGCACUCACUUCUGCACAGCGAUAUGACCUGAACGAGGGAAGCGAAUGCCUCAGCCCUGACAAUAAGCCAGGGGUGUGCGUGUUUCUGCAGCAGUGUCCCCAUCUGCUGUACCACGUGCAGCAAUCGCGGAUGCCAGGAGGCCAAAACUCGGUCCAACUGUUGCGGAGGUCGCUUUGUCGCUUUUACGGAAGAGACCCUGUCGUCUGCUGCGAGUCCACAGGUGGCUCGACGCCACCGACCAACGAAAAUGACCUGUCCUCCCAGGCAAAAACAGGAAUUGUUGCGCACAAAAAUAUAAACCUGCUUCCAAAGAAUUGUGGCGACACGUUCCACAGCAGUAUCGUGGGAGGCAGAAUGGCCGGCCUUACUGAACAUCCCUGGCUCGCUGCCCUCGUGUACAGAACAAGAAAUGGCCAGGAGGUGCUGUGCGGCGGCGCUUUGAUCAACAAUCGCUACGUGCUGACGGCGGCCCACUGCAUCAAAGUGCCGUACGGCAAUCAAUUGGUUUCGGUGCGGCUAGGCGAGCACAAUUUGGUGACAGAGAAGGACUGUUAUAAAGACGCCAAGGGUGUGGAGAAAUGCGCCGAUCCACCGCUCACGGUGCUCGUCGAGAGCGCCAAAGCGCACGAAAAGUACGGCGGCGUCGACAGGUUCAACGACAUCGGCCUCGUCAGGCUGGAGAGAAACGUGCCUUUCACAAAUUACACAAAGCCGGUGUGCCUGCCCUUAUCGGAUACCCUGCUAAAAUCGAGCUUCGCAGGAUCCAUCCAUGAAAUUGCUGGCUGGGGACGCACUGAAAAUUCGUCAUCGAGUGAUGUUAAGCUGAAAGUAAGCCUUAGAGUCUUCGAAAACGACCGAUGUGCCGCCCAAUACCGGGUUUUGUACCCUAGUGUAAAGUUGGACUCGAGUCAGUUGUGUGCCGGUGGAGAACAGGGUAGGGAUUCGUGCAGUGGUGACAGUGGGGGCCCCCUCGUCGCCCAGAAUGGAAAAUGGUUCGUGACGGGAGUUGUGUCAUAUGGACCGCGGAACUGCGGCACGCAGGAUUUACCUGGAAUUUACACCAGGGUCACUUCCUUCCUGCCCUGGAUUUUGGACAACCUCAAACCCUGAUGCUUUUUCGUAUGUUUUUUUGCUAUGUAAACACUGUUCUACUGAUGUUAAAAGGGUCAUGGGGAUAUUAUAAGAAGGUCGGCUAUGUUU